AUGGGCGUAGAACACCCCCUGGGCAACCUGCCAAACUGUCCUGCCCUAAGGCCGCCCCCUGCACACUCCGUGGCAGCCGCCACUUAUCACCACUUGACCUACUCCACCUGCACGCCUCCACGCCUCCACCUGCCCCUUCCUACACCAGUCCCACGGCCCCAGCCUGCACCACAAGACCUCAGGCCACACCCCACUGCCCUACACGCCCUACUGCACCCCUACAUACUGCCGCCAGGCACACCGCUGCUGCACCCCAUCCACCAACAGCCCAGCCUGACACCUGUGUCCCCUCAUAGGCUCCUCCUCCAGCCUCUCCAUCAGCCCGUUGCCUCCCCCCACCCCACUCCCCGCCCAUCCCAGCACCCCACGCCCCGCCGCCACCACCCUGCCUCCACGCCUCCACGCCCAUAG
Messenger RNA from Eriocheir sinensis (Chinese mitten crab), 411 nucleotides. RefSeq lists its product as uncharacterized. The coding region runs from base 1 to 411 and encodes 136 amino acids. The record is from RefSeq and is a predicted model, not a curated record. The transcript has a single exon. NCBI's taxonomy places the organism in Eukaryota, Metazoa, Arthropoda, Malacostraca, Decapoda, Varunidae.